This is a messenger RNA of Chaetomium globosum CBS 148.51, 1092 nucleotides long. RefSeq lists its product as uncharacterized. The transcript is spliced from 2 exons. The coding region runs from base 1 to 1092 and encodes 363 amino acids. The record is from RefSeq and is a predicted model, not a curated record. NCBI's taxonomy places the organism in Eukaryota, Fungi, Ascomycota, Sordariomycetes, Sordariales, Chaetomiaceae. Gene Ontology annotation, molecular function: oxidoreductase activity, acting on the CH-OH group of donors, NAD or NADP as acceptor.
AUGGCCUUUUCGCGCACUGCUCGCCUGGCUCCCCGCCUCACCGCCGUCUCUCGGCCUGCCUUUGCCCGUGCUGGGCUCUCGGUCUCUCAGCGAGCUGCCUUUUCCGUCUCGGCUCGCCACAUGAAAUCCGAGGUCAUUAAGGAGACCGAGGUUCCUGUCACGGUGUACAGCCCCGACCACAAGGGCGUCGCCACUAGCAACUCCGACCACUUCAGCAUUCCCGUUAAGAACGGUGCCGUUGCCCCCGAGGUUAAUGCCGAGGAGGAGGAUGCUGUCCACCCGCUGCAUGAUAAGGUCUACAGGCAGAUGCCCCGCACCCUCCAAAAGAUGAGCGUUCACGGCAAGGUCAUCAUCAUCACUGGUGGUGCUCGUGGUCUCGGCAACCAUAUGGCUCGUGCCUGCGCCGAGGCCGGUGCCAAGGCUAUCGCCAUCUUCGACGCGAACCAAGACCUCGGUGACGAGUCUGCCGCUGAGCUGCACCAGAAGACUGGCCUCCCGGUUUCCUUCUUCAAGGUCGAUGUUCGUGAUGGUAGCGCGAUUGACGCCGCUGUCCAGAACGUUGUCGACCUUUAUGGUGCUCCCGACGUCCUCGUCAACUCGGCUGGUAUUGCCGACUCCAACAUCAAGGCUGAGACUUAUGACCCGGCUAUGUUCCGCCGUCUGAUCGACAUCAACCUCACUGGUUCUUUCCUCAUGUCCCAGUCUGUCGGUCGCGCCAUGAUGGCCGCUGGCAAGCCGGGCUCCAUCAUCCUGGUCGCCUCCAUGUCUGGCUCCAUCGUCAACUACCCCCAGGAGCAGUCGUGCUACAACGCCUCCAAGGCGGGUGUCAUUCAGCUCGGCAAGUCGCUCGGUGCUGAGUGGGCCAAGCACGGCAUCCGUGUUAACUGCAUCUCGCCCGGCUACAUGGACACUGCCCUCAACAAGGUCCCUGCCCUGGACGCCCAGAAGAAGAUCUGGAAGUCGCUCACUCCCCAGGACCGCCUCGGCAACGUGGACGACCUCAACGGUCUCUGCGUCUUCCUGGCUUCUGACGCCUCCGGCUUCAUGACCGGCUCCAACGUCAUCAUCGACGGUGGCUACACGCUUUACUAA